Cladophialophora psammophila CBS 110553 is the source of this 1644-nucleotide messenger RNA. Its product is annotated as carboxypeptidase. Gene Ontology annotation, biological process: proteolysis. Gene Ontology annotation, molecular function: serine-type carboxypeptidase activity. The transcript has 5 exons. Bases 1 to 1644 code for a protein of 547 amino acids. The record is from RefSeq and is a predicted model, not a curated record. Lineage: Eukaryota; Fungi; Ascomycota; Eurotiomycetes; Chaetothyriales; Herpotrichiellaceae.
AUGUAUUGCAUUGCCCUUCUGACCGCGUCGCUGGCGGCUGGCGUUUUUGCGCAGGUUGUUGAGAAUCCACACAAGUGGGCCGCGCAGAGAGUUGCGAAGAGAGCUCCUGCUGCACCACAAGAGCGCCCAUCCUUCUCGACGCUCUCGAAACGACAACAGUCCAGCUACUUGACGCCUCAGACCGAAAAGUUUGCUGUCAAUGGCACCGGGAUCCCAAUGGUCAACUUCGACGUUGGCGAGUCUUAUGCCGGCACGCUGCCCAUUGAUGGAAAUAGCUCGAACCAAAACCAGCUGUUCUUUUGGUUCUUCCCCUCGGACAACCCAGCGGCGUCGGACGAGAUCACUAUCUGGUUGAACGGCGGACCGGGAUGCAGCUCACUCGACGGGCUUCUACAAGAACAUGGCCCCUUCCUUUGGCAGUCCGGGACUUACGCUCCACUACCGAACCCCUUCUCCUUUGUGAAUCUUACCAAUAUGGUAUAUGUUGACCAACCGAUUGGCACGGGGUUUUCCCCUGCAGCACCGGGAGCUCCAGCCAAGAUCAACAACGAGGUUGAUGUUGGUAGACAAUUUGCCGGCUUCUGGAAAAACUUCAUGACCACGUUCAACAUGACAGGCCGGAAGGUCUACAUCACCGGCGAGUCGUACGCCGGACAAUAUAUUCCCUACAUUGCCAGCUAUAUGAUUGAUCAGAACAACACCGAUUACUACAACGUCGCUGGCGUCCAGAUCAACGAUCCCAGUAUAGGGCUGAGCUCCGUCCUCAUUGAAGUGCCUGCUGUCACACACCUGAACAACUAUGCCAAUAUCUUCGGCCUUAAUGAUACAUUCAUGUCUGCGAUCAACAAGCGGGCAGAGCAGUGCGGCUACAUCAAGUACAUGGAAAAUGCCUUGACAUUCCCACCUAAGGGCAAAUUCUACGAACCAGUGAACGCAUCAAACCCAGAUUGCUUUGUCUGGGAGGAUAUCAUUAACGCCGCGAUCUACGUCAACCCUUGCCUCAACUUUUACCACCUGACAGACUUCUGCCCUUUCUUGAAUGACGAGCUCGGUUUCCCAUCUCUCGGCAAUGGUCCCAACAACUAUUUCAACCGCAGCGACGUCCAGGCUGCCAUUCACGCCCCUCCCACCGACUACGUGAUCUGCGGUGACCCCAACCUGUUCCCCAAGGGUGACCAAUCGCCCCCAUCAUCUUUCAGCGCCCUUCCCCAUGUCAUUGAACACACCAACAACGUCAUCGUGGGCAGCGGUCUUUUGGACUUCCUCCUUCUGACCAACGGGACACUGAUGACCCUCAACAACAUGACCUGGAACGGCGCGCAAGGCUUCUCCAAGAGACCAUCUGACAAGUUCUUCGUGCCCUACAACCCCUCGAUCGGGUUCGUUAUCCAGGAGAUAAACAACCAGCCUAUCCCCGCCACACCCGUGGGCUUGGUCGCGGGUGGUGGAUACAUGGGCAUCACGCACACUGAAAGAGGAUUGACCUGGGUGACGGUUGACCUUGCGGGCCAUGAGAUUCCCCAGUACGUGCCCGGCGCCGCGUACCGACAGCUGGAGUUUUUGCUGGGUAGAGUCAAGAGCCUAACUCAGCUGGGUGACUUCUCGACGCAGCAUGGGAACUACACUGGCACAACUCCAUUGUAG